AUAUCUCGCCGGUCGCCUCCUUCCAUCUCCUAUACAAUUUUGGCGACGCAUCGCCGGUCAAAGAGAGAAUGGCAUCGGCUUGGGGGGCAUUCUGGGGGACAAGGGUGAUGGAAAUAGUGAAGAAGCAUGAUUCCGGCGGCCUCGUAUGGAAGCGAAUAAAGCUCACCACCACUCGCAAGGCCAACGCCAAGAAGCGCCUCCGCCGUGUUUGGCAGAAUGAAGCUGUCCUCAGAGCCUGUUCUGAAGCUCCUGCCUCUGGAACUACACAUGCUGGUGCUGGAGAAACUGAUGCAACACAAUCCACAAGCAAACAAGGUUAGCAGAUGACAGAAGAAAAAGUAGCGCAAUGCUUUGAGGUCAUCUUUACAUCUACCAAGCUGCCUUGGAUAGAAUGUGCUUGUUCUUGAUAUUGAUUACAUGCACAUUUUUAUUUGCAUGGGUUGUUUAAACUUCAUCUGUGGCAACUGAUUCGCACAGAAUCUUCUAUGCUCUUCAUGAUGUUUAGUACCAAACCUUGAUAGCAGACUUGUGUAGAUUAAACUAAGGCCAUAAUUUUCUAUUUCCAUUUUUAGUGCUUAAAAUAUAAUUCGGUUAGUAUUAUAAUUGCUUGUUACACUUGGACAAUAAUUUUGUCUAUUUAUUGCUGUUAACUUGUUAUUG
Ipomoea triloba (trilobed morning glory) is the source of this 660-nucleotide messenger RNA. RefSeq lists its product as uncharacterized. NCBI's taxonomy places the organism in Eukaryota, Viridiplantae, Streptophyta, Magnoliopsida, Solanales, Convolvulaceae. Bases 69 to 320 code for a protein of 83 amino acids. The transcript has 2 exons. The record is from RefSeq and is a predicted model, not a curated record.